AUGCAACAUGAGAUGAAAGAUUACAAGUCAGCGUUGGAAUCAAGUCAACAUGCUCUUCAAAUCAGAUUAAAACUGUUUGGCGAAGACCAUUCUGACACUGCUAGAAGUUAUCACAGCAUUGGAGUUGCACAAUAUGAGAUGAAAGAUUACAAGUCAGCGUUGGAAUCUGAUCAAUAUGCACUUCGAAUCAGAUUAAACCUGUUUGGAAAAAAUCAUUCUGACAUGCACUGCUGCAAGUUAUCACAGCAUUGCAGUAACACAAUAUGGAAUGAAAGAUUACAAGUCAGCGUUGGAAUCUAAUCAACAUGCACUUCGAAUCAGAUUAAAACUGUUUGGAGAAGAUCAUUCUGACACUGCUGCAAGUUAUCACAGCAUUGCAGUAACACAAUAUGGAAUGAAAGAUUACAAGUCAACGAAUUAAAUUCGACGAAAAAUUCGGCGUUUAAAAUAAACCUAAGAUGGAAUAUAGCAAUAGCAGCGAUUGCAAUUGAAAAAGUCUUAAUAUUUACAUACGGUAGCAAAGCUAUUUCAUAUUCCCUUCAAUUCUCAUCAGUUCCAACUAAUUAACACAAUAUUUCAUUCCAUAUUGUGUUAUCACAGCAUUGCAGUAACACAAUAUGGAAUGAAAGAUUACAAGUCAGCGUUGGAAUCUAAUCAACAUGCACUUCGAAUCAGACUAAAACUGUUUGGAGAAGAUCAUUCUGACACUGCUGCAAGUUAUCACAGCAUUGCAGUAACACAAUAUGGAAUGAAAGAUUAUAAGUCAGCGUUGGAAUCUAAUCAACAUGCACUUCGAAUCAGAUUAAAACUGUUUGGAGAAGAUCAUUCUGACACUGCUGCAAGUUAUCACAGCAUUGCAGUAACACAAUAUGGAAUGAAAGAUUACAAGUCAACGAAUUAAAUUCGACGAAAAAUUCGGCGUUUAAAAUAAACCUAAGAUGGAAUAUAGCAAUAGCAGCGAUUGCAAUUGAAAAAGUCUUAAUAUUUACAUACGGUAGCAAAGCUAUUUCAUAUUCCCUUCAAUUCUCAUCAGUUCCAACUAAUUAACACAAUAUUUCAUUCCAUAUUGUGUUAUCACAGCAUUGCAGUAACACAAUAUGGAAUGAAAGAUUACAAGUCAGCGUUGGAAUCUAAUCAACAUGCACUUCGAAUCGGAUUAAAACUGUUUGGAGAAGAUCAUUCUGACACUGCUACAAGUUAUCACAGCAUUGCAGUAACACAAUAUGGAAUGAAAGAUUACAAGUCAGCGUUGGAAUCUAAUCAACAUGCACUUCGAAUCAGAUUAAAACUGUUUGGAGAAGAUCAUUCUGACACUGCUCCAAGUUAUAACAACAUUGAAGUUACGCAAAGUGAGAUGAAAGAUUACAAGUCAGCAUUAGAGUUUCAGCAAAAAGCUCUUCAAAUCAGAUUGAAACUGUUUGGGGAGGAGCAUUCUGACACUGCUGCAAGUUAUGACAGUAUUGGUUCGACACAAAAUGAGAUAAAAAUCCCAUUCAAACUGUUUGGAGAAGACCAUUCUGACAUAGUUAGUAGUUAUGACCGCAUCGGAAUCGCACAGAAUAAAAUGCGAGAUUACAAGUCAGCAUUAGAAUCUAAACAAAAAGCUCUUCAAAUUAGAUUAAAACUGUUCGGAGUAGACCAUCCUGACAUUGCUGCAAGUUAUAACAGCAUUGGAGUAACACAGCAUGAGAUAAAAAACUACCAGUCAGCAUUAGAAUCUCAUCAAAAAGCUCUUCAAAUCAGAAUAAAAUUGUAUAUGGGGAUGAUCAUUCUGACACUGUUGAAAAUUAUCGUGCAAUUGGAGUCAUUCAACGUGCUAUGAAAAACUACAAAGCAGCAUUAAAGUUACAUCAAUAUGUUGUACAAACUAGAUUAAAGCUGCACGGCAAGUACCACCCUCAGACUGCUUUCAGUUAUCGCAGCCUUGGAAUCACACAACGUGAGAUGAAAGAUUACAAGUCAGCAUUAGAGUCACAACAACAAGCUCUAGAAAUUGCGUUAAAGUUGUUCGGAAACAAUCAUCCUGACACUGCUGAAAGUUAUGAUAUCAUUGGAGACACACAAUGUGAUAUGGAAGAUUACGAGUCAGCUGUAGAAUCAUAUCAACAUGCCCUUUAA
Molecule: messenger RNA, 2118 nt
Organism: Paramuricea clavata
Lineage: Eukaryota; Metazoa; Cnidaria; Anthozoa; Malacalcyonacea; Plexauridae
Source: the annotation of a GenBank genome assembly